Molecule: messenger RNA, 3667 nt
Organism: Anopheles merus
Lineage: Eukaryota; Metazoa; Arthropoda; Insecta; Diptera; Culicidae
Gene: tun
Product: protein N-terminal glutamine amidohydrolase
Exons: 4
Coding region: 1699-2334 (211 amino acids)
Cellular component (GO): nucleus; cytosol
Molecular function (GO): protein-N-terminal asparagine amidohydrolase activity; protein-N-terminal glutamine amidohydrolase activity
Source: RefSeq, a predicted model, not a curated record
GUUGACUAACGUGCUCGGAGAGCUCUCUUCGUGCAUAACACGAUUUUCCCGCGAGAGUGAAGGAAAACUCAACCUACAGCUUGCAGUUUGGCAAAACAAGAGAGUACCAAGCCCUUAAGAUAGGCAAAACCUGCAGCAACGUGCCAGUGCGAGAACGUUAUCCGUGCUUUGUGGUCUUAUCGCGAUAUCCUUUACGUCCGGCCUAUUCGUGUCAUGGGUAUGUGUAGUACCGUUUGAGGUCGUGCGCAUCCCUUCCAGAAAACCCAUCCCUAGCUAAAGCCACCCUAUCGGGGCCUAACCGCAGUUAUGCACCAUCAUACAUCAUCGGCAGUGCGAUAGCGACGAUAUAUCCCGUCGAUAGUGGCUACUCACUUUCCAAAUGUGGCAGUCUCCAGCGUUGAGAAUGGAUUGCAAUUGUACACGAGUGCAAAUUUUCGUACAGUGAUAACGUAGGGAAAACGAUGACAUCAGUCCGAAAGUUGUAGGAACGGUUAGAUAGGAAUAUAUUUCCCUGGUUUCCUCCCGACAUCCUGCCAGCCCUUCCAGACUUUCCAGAAGCAUCCAAAACUUUGCAACCCAAUAGGCAACAAAAACGCAUCUUCUCGGCCGAAAGCAGCAAAUCUUCAUUUCGGAAUACCCUCGUACUUACGGUUCAGUAACAUCCGUAUCUGCGUAUCGUGCGUUUGUUUCAAGAUCAGAGCAGUCCUUUGUUUGAAGCUCUCAUACACUUGCGUACACGCACAUCUCUGCUGUAGAUUCCGCAGCCUCCUUUUUGCGUCCGAGGCGGACGCAUCGAUUAUACGCUGUGGCGAAUAUUUUCAAGUGAAUUUUUACGACAGUUAGCAGCUUCUCUUAAAGGCUAGUAAAUUUAUCAGACUGAUUUAUGUGUGUGUGUGUGUGUGUGUGUGUGUGUGUGUGUGUGUGUGGUACGUGCUGUCUUCGAGCUAGAUAAGUGUUUGCGUGUUUGAGGAAGCAGGGUAUAUUCUAAUCGUUCAAAUAUCGAACGUGCUAGUUAAAUUGAAAAUAUACACCACCAGAGCAAUAUCAAUAAAAGUCAAACAACAGUAAUCCAUCAAAGCACCCUCACGCCUAGCGUGAGCACGGUAAGGCAGACGGUGAAAAAGUGAGUAUUUUUCAAAUAUUUGCCAAACGCACCGAGUAAGCAAACGUCCCAGUGUAAAGUAGAGUGUAGCGUUGCUUGUCUGGUAGAUGUCCUGCGAGAGAAUCCGAGUCCGGCUGUGAGAUCGUACGAGUGAGUGAGCAAGUGUGGUCUGCGGAUGUGUUCUGUGCCGUUUGCCGUUGGGUGAUCGAGCGGGUGUGAAAGAAGGAAACUGAGUGCUAGGGCGUUGGUACGGUGGUCGAAGCGAGUAAAACGCUACAGAGUGGAGGCAACUGAAAGCGAACAGCAAAUAUAAUUCCAGCAGCAACAACUGCUUCUGUAGCAGAACGGAGAAAAGUGUUCAGCAAUAAUAACAACGUUUGCUGCUCUCCGUAUCCCGGCAAUUUGGCUCGUGUUGCGAGAGGAAAAUCUGCAACAUCUGCUAUUGCUCUCCCCUUGACGCCCGCUCCAUUGAAGUGUUGUGGUGUCACGAGGAAAAAUCUGCCAAGAGCGGUGGCAAAAGCGCACACACACUCAGAAGUAGGCCGAGAGCGUGGAAAACAGGAGCCAACGAGUUGUAGACGUGUGGAGCGGCGAAAAUGUCGACAAAAGAUGCUAACUUUAUGCUGUUUUCAAACAUCAACGACUGCUCGUAUGUUUCUUGCUACUGCGAGGAGAAUGUCUGGAAACUGUGUGAACAAGUGAAGAAAACGUAUCCCUCGGAACUUCCGAAAUGUUAUGCUGUUUUUGUGUCCAACGAACGGCGCACUGUACCCUUAUGGAGACAGAAAGCAGGUCGAGGCGAUGAAAAGCUGGUGAUAUGGGACUACCAUGUGUUUUUCAUGCACAAUCCGUCACCGAACCGGUGUCUGGUGUUUGAUCUAGACACAACGUUACCGUUCCCGACCUACUUUCACAAAUAUGUUACUGAGACGUUCCGAUCGGAUUAUGCCUUAACGCCAGAGCAUCACCGUUUUUUCAGAGUGAUUCCGGCAGAAAAAUACUUGGCUGAGUUUUCCUCGGAUCGACGGCAUAUGCGUAGACCAGAUGGAUCCUGGAUUAAACCACCGCCGUCCUACCCACCAAUACAGACAAGCGCGAGCACCCACAGCUUAGACGAUUUCAUCUGCAUGAAACCUGGAAAGGGACCGGGUGCGGUUUACGAUUUGUUACAUUUUGUACAACAAUUCUAUAAACCGCCGGAUCGGAACAUUGGUACCAAAACGCAAAAUUAAAAUCACAUUACGGCAAGCACAACGGGUCGCAGCGAAAGAAUGUUCAGCAAUGCCGGUGGCAAUAGCUAGCAAGAACUAAUUAGCAACUGUAAGCGGUAAUCACAGGAUUCUACGUUUCGACCGGGUAUUGUGUGGUGCAGGGGCGAGCAGAUACGGUACCUUAUCAAAACGCAACACCAGAAUACGCACCGUGCCAUUGUAGAAACAGCAUGAAGAAGUAUGUAUGUUUGAUGGAGAAUUAGUGAGUUUGGCAUGUUUUUGUAUGCUGAAAUCAAAUUGUUGUGGCCAGUAAUUGCAAGCUGGAAUAGAGCAAACAAAAACUACCAUUAUAAAGCAGUGCAACCAAUAGUUAUUAAGAACAACAUGUCAGUAUGUGAAAGCUGAAUAAUAAUGAGAAGGUGUCUUAAAAGCCAAGUAUUCACUUCUCGCUUUUAAUAAUGCAAUAGAAAGGGGCAAUCUUGGUAAUGAGUUUUCAAUUUAAAUCAAAGCAUAAGCUGCAUGAUAAAAACGCCUACAACUAAAUACACAAGUAAUAAUUGUUUAAAAAACUAGAAAAAAGAGGGUUUUACCAGUUAUGUUUUGAUUUUCAUUAGAGUUUGUUUGUGCGACUGCUUUUAUGUAACAAUUCUUUACUAAUAUGCCGAAAUGUACUAAGAGACCUAAGAAUUAACCAUACAUAUGUUAGUAUUAUAUGGGAAACAAAAUUAUUACCAAACAUAAAUCAACCUAAUGCGCACUAAACUAUGAGUUACAGUUGUAAAAUUCAUUGUUGUCUAACGCACAUAAAAUAAGCAUUCAAGCUUGGAUCUAUAGAUUCCUAAAACUCGUAAAAAAUCAAAACAUACUUCUCAUAAAAGUAACAUCCAUGCCUCAUAGUUUAGAAAUAUUAAAUAACAUCGACAGCAUAACAUAACACACAUUUUAAAAGUACAGAAGAAAAACACUACAAUUUUCCAAUCAUUUUACAUCUAUUUAGGCAAUAAUGCAGCAUCAUGCGUUCAUGAAUAUAUUUUCAAAAUGAAUCAAAAGGAGCGUGGUUGCGCUACCUAAUGAACGAAACAGUGUAAUGAAUUCAAACUAGUUGGGAAGUUGAAAAGAGCAUCUGAUAGUUAUCUGUGAAAAUAUAUCUUCUACUCUACAAUGUGAUAUUAGUUAAUUAAUAACAAGCAUUAUAACACCCCCGCAAAAACCACAACCAAUGUAUCGGAAUGCAGUUUAACGUAUCGAAGAGUAGAUGAAGGAAAUUCAGUAAUGAUAUCAUACAACACAGUGAAAUGAAAAUCAGCAUACGAAUAUCAUAUUUUGUUAAUCUUUUUAACAAUAGUAUGGCUUA